Molecule: messenger RNA, 993 nt
Organism: Arabis nemorensis
Lineage: Eukaryota; Viridiplantae; Streptophyta; Magnoliopsida; Brassicales; Brassicaceae
Source: the annotation of a GenBank genome assembly
AUGUUUGGUCCGARAUCCUCUCAAGYGUCGAUCUUCCCAUCCCGAGAYUUUGAGRAAGGCAAUAUGAAACAUUCGUGGAAGAUCAAAAAUCCAAACACAAAAAAUCCKGACGGUUCAACGGUGCAGAUCAGUGCAGCUGAGGCAACACUAAACUGGCAAACAGAGAAUGCGGUGGCACAAAACCAUCUAUUGAGUCAGAUUGACAGGAAGGUAUCCAUCUUGGAUCUUUCUAUCAAUGAGKUCAACAAAAAGAUAGCUUCUCUUCAUYAUGAACUCCUCCAUUUYGCAACUACUGUUUCCAUAACCUCCCCUCUCAUGCAUCAAAAAGAAUUAGAGCUAAAAAACCUCAAAGCCCAACUAACCUCCUUACAAAAUCAGCAAAAAACCCAAAUCCAAUUCCCAUAUGAUAUCUUCACUCCUUAUCUGAUUUAUAACCCACCAUAUAUGGCCCAAACACAACCCUUAUCUUUCUCCCAAGAUCCAAGCUAUUUUGGUGCAUCCUCCUUUUUGCCAACACAUGUUGUUAAGAAACAACAUAUUUCGAAGGAGAAGAAAUCAAAUGUUGCAGAAAAAGGAGAAACUUCAAACGCGCAUAUUUAUGAAAUUCCAAAAGAGCGGGCGCAUAUUUCUGGAAUUCCAAGAGAGCGGUCUUCACCAGAGAAAAGUGAAGCACAAUUUAUGGUGGAACAUGCUAGUAACCCAAUAUCUACUUUUCUUGAAAAAGUAGCAAAACAAGAAGAGGGUUUCAAGCAUCAUAAGAAAAUCAAGAAGUUGGAGAACCUGCAAGAAAGUUCAGAAGAUGAAGUUGAAAUUCCAGAUUUUCUAAUGGUAGAGCAAYCUGUCGAAGAAGAAGAUAUAGAGAGCGAUGGAGAAAACAUAUCUGACGAUAGACAAGAACCUCGAGGAGCACAACCUCCCCCAGAUGGUAGUCCAAGAACCUAUACUGAAUCCCAUCAUGGUUUCUCUUUUGAUAAUAUUCCACCGGCGGAAUAG